UGCCCUCGUUCCGUUCCGCCGAGGAAAGGACCCCCAGGGGGCCGGCGCUAGCCUUGCAGGAUGUCGUAUAUGCUGCCGCACUUGCACAACGGCUGGCAGGUGGACCAGGCCAUCCUUUCGGAAGAGGACCGAGUCGUCGUCAUCCGCUUCGGGCACGACUGGGACCCAACCUGCAUGAAAAUGGAUGAAGUCUUGUACAGCAUCGCCGAGAAGGUGAAGAACUUUGCUGUCAUUUACCUGGUGGACAUCACAGAGGUGCCAGACUUCAACAAGAUGUAUGAGCUCUACGACCCCUGCACUGUGAUGUUUUUCUUCAGGAACAAGCACAUCAUGAUAGAUCUGGGCACAGGCAACAACAACAAGAUCAACUGGGCCAUGGAGGACAAGCAGGAGAUGAUUGACAUCAUAGAGACUGUUUACAGAGGAGCCCGCAAGGGCCGGGGUCUGGUGGUGUCACCCAAGGACUACUCCACCAAGUACAGAUACUGACCCUGCCCCAUGCCUGCCCUCCAGGCUGCUCCCCUUCCUCUGCUCUCUCUGUAAAUAUCUUUAUUAAAAGGGAAGCUCCUGCAGGCCCCAGCCUGCUUUGGGUUGUUCAACA
Messenger RNA from Indicator indicator, 601 nucleotides. It is a transcript of the gene TXNL4A, whose product is annotated as thioredoxin like 4A. The transcript is spliced from 4 exons. Bases 61 to 489 code for a protein of 142 amino acids. Gene Ontology annotation, cellular component: U5 snRNP; U4/U6 x U5 tri-snRNP complex; spliceosomal complex. Lineage: Eukaryota; Metazoa; Chordata; Aves; Piciformes; Indicatoridae. The record is from RefSeq and is a predicted model, not a curated record. Gene Ontology annotation, biological process: mRNA splicing, via spliceosome.